AUGGCCUGGUGCGCCAUGUUCGCCAUUGAUUUUGCGGUCAACGACGGGGUGCUGUUUUUUACGCGUGAAUUGGAGGGGCGAGGACAACGGAUAUCUGCUUGCCUUUCCGUCUUCGUUGCCUGCUCCCUUGUCGUUAUCGCCGUCACCCUCUUUGCGUGGUAUUACCGAAGAAAAAGCUUCUAUGUACUCCAUGUACUUUGGCAGUUAGUCUUCGUUUCCUACGUGUUCUUCCUCGUCUACCUACUGUUGAUGCGGAUAUUUGUGUACAAGAAUGAUGCAUCGAGAAAAAUCAUGAUCCCAUCUGCGAUCACGAUAGCCGUGUUUUGUACAUUUAUCGGGAUUUGUGAGAUGUGGUGGUUAUUCAUUAUGGUCGACGCGUUGUUAUAUGACGAUCAAAAAAGCUCGCGACGAACCAGCGACAACGAAUAUACCAGCCGGCCGCAUAACCAGUCAAGACACAACAAUUCGCUGCCCAUUUUAUUAAUUAAUGACGGGGAUAAAAUUGAUAUA
Molecule: messenger RNA, 510 nt
Organism: Mesorhabditis spiculigera
Lineage: Eukaryota; Metazoa; Nematoda; Chromadorea; Rhabditida; Rhabditidae
Source: the annotation of a GenBank genome assembly